Heterobasidion irregulare TC 32-1 is the source of this 738-nucleotide messenger RNA. RefSeq lists its product as uncharacterized. NCBI's taxonomy places the organism in Eukaryota, Fungi, Basidiomycota, Agaricomycetes, Russulales, Bondarzewiaceae. The transcript is spliced from 11 exons. The record is from RefSeq and is a predicted model, not a curated record. Gene Ontology annotation, molecular function: hydrolase activity. Bases 1 to 738 code for a protein of 245 amino acids.
AUGCUGAUCAACACGACGUACAAAGAUGUGCCCACCCAGCUCGAUCCAAACGGCAGGCCCAUCAGGUUCUUAGUGAUCACUCCCAACGUGCCCAACUACCCCAACGCCAAGUUUCCCGGCGUUGUCGUGUUCAGCGAAAUCUACCAGGUGACUGGACCCGUCGAGCGUUUUGCGGGACAGAUCGCCAGCAAUGGAUAUGUCGUAGUUUGCCCUUCCAUUUACCAUGAGUUCCAAGGCCCCGAGGCGAUUCCUUACGAUGUCGAAGGCACCGAUAGAGGCAACAGGUUCAAGAUUGAGAAAGAAGUCGCCGCGUAUGACGAGGCCUUCCGCGCUUCGUUCCACCCCCGCGUUUUAGCCUCGUUCUGUUUCUUCGCGACAGAUAUCCACAGUGCGACUCUUGGUAAAGGCAAGAGCGACGACUCGCUCGCGAAAGUCCGUGCAGGUGGCCUGAACGGAGACAAGGAGCUUGUCAUGGUUUUCGGGAAACAGGAUACCCAUGUCCCCCGUGCGGGGCGCGAUCUUAUCCGUCAGACCCUCGAAGACGCCAACGUUACUGUCACGUUCCUGGAAGUGCAAGCCCAGCACGCAUUCAUACGCGACGAAAGCUCCAAGGGACGCUGGGAUGCGGCCCUGACCCGCUCUAUGUUCACAUCACUGAUGGAACUAUUCGAGAGGAGGGUGGGUAGGGAUCUUGGCGAACGCGUGGAGGACAACAGGGAGAUUGAGCACGUUUGUUAA